This is a messenger RNA of Volvox carteri f. nagariensis, 333 nucleotides long. RefSeq lists its product as uncharacterized. Bases 1 to 333 code for a protein of 110 amino acids. The transcript is spliced from 3 exons. The record is from RefSeq and is a predicted model, not a curated record. Lineage: Eukaryota; Viridiplantae; Chlorophyta; Chlorophyceae; Chlamydomonadales; Volvocaceae.
AUGAAUAGUUCUUGGAUGUACCGUUGGUACGAUGACCGUUGGCCCGAUGCAACUAGCAACGCUUCUCUUAAUUCGGCCGCUGGUCAGCAGCUGCUGCGUGCCCUACAAGAGGCGCAGGCGCAGCAGGCGCAGACUAUCGCGCAGCAGGCGCAGACUAUCGCGCAGCAGGCGCAGAUUAUCGCGCAGCUGCAAGCCACUAUCGCGCAGCGGGCGCAGAUUAUCGCGCAGCUGCAAGCCACUAUCGCGCAGCUGCAACGGGAUAUCAAGGCGCUGCAAGUUGCGCAGCAGGCACCACGAUGGCGAGGCCUCCUGCGGCUCUUCUCGUGCUGCUGA